AUGCCGCGACGGAAGUCCGUUCAGUUGGAGGAGCUUGAACGGCCGUCUCACCGCCGAAGCUCUGCUGCGGGGAGACAGUCCACGGUUAAAGAGGAACAAGGUGGCCCGUCCGGCAAUGAUUAUGCAGCCAUGUACGCGCCUCACGACGACCCAUCACUCCGACGAAGCUCGCUGGAUUGCGUCCGCUCCGCGCGUCGUUCCGGCGCUUCCCUGCCUCGUGCCAACGGUCCGUUUGGUGCUGCGUGUGAGAGCAGCGUUCAGGCUCAGCCAGACGCGGCUUACAGCCAACAGCGAAGUUCCGAUAGCGAGGAUGAAGUGAGCAGCGGGCCCGGCGGAGGGGUUCAGUCCCGGUCGUCGAGACGGCACCAGCAGAGCAAGUUAGGGCAACAUGAGCCGCGGAGCAACCCGUUUGAUUACGAGAUGGAGGAUACGCAAGUAGUCCCCGGACAAGGCGAUAUCGCCAGAAGGAAUGCCCAUUACUAUGCGGGUGGUUGCGGUCGCACGGCCGCUGCCGAAGGGCCGUCAGCGCAAGUUGAUAACCGGCGCGCGCGGAGUGCGUGGAUGAAGAGGAGAUGGCGGGAGCUGAGGGCGCUGCAGGCGCAGCAGGUGGCGGAGGCGGAGGGCAUGGGGGGAAAGGGGCAGGAGAUGGAAAGGCGGAGGGUGACGCGAGGGGAAGGCAAGAGGCGGAGGGAGGAAGGGGAUGAAGGUAGUGGUAGGGGGUUGAGUGUGGGCAGGGGGUUGAGUAUGGGGAGGUGGCUGAGUGUGAGCAGGGGAGUAGCGAGGGGCAGGGGAGUGGAGAGUGGCAGGGGAGUGGAGAGCUAUAGGGGAGUAGAGAGAGGAACAGGACGGAGGGGGAUGAGGAGGCAAGAGGAGGAAUGGGAGUGGAGUGAGGAAGGGGACGAAGCGGAUUGGAGUAGUGGGGAAUAUGUUAGCGGUGAGGAGGGGAGUGAGGAGAGGAGUGAGGAAGAGGAAGCGGAGGAAGAGGAGGGGGAGGAAGAGGAGGGGGAGGAAGAGGAGGCGGAGGAAGAGGAGGGGGAGGAAGAAGAGGAAGAAGAGGAAGAAGAGGAAGAAGAGGAAGAAGAGGAAGAGGAAGGGGAGGAAGAGGAGGGAAGGGGGGAGGAGGAGGAUGAUGACCUUGCAAUGCCAUCCUCACCCGCUACCACCGUCCCUGCUCCAAGGACUCCCAGCAUCACUCCCCGUACUCAUCCUCGCGUUUCUGGGAAUGCAUGCGGACAGCGGCGCCAUGCAGAUGUGUCUGAAGCUUCUCAUCAAGGGGCAGGCUUGGGGGGAGAUGAAAAUGGCGGAGUGCGAAAGAAGGCUAAAUGGUCCCGUUGGUCGGGGUUCACACGGGAAGAAACGUUUGAAGUGCGGAGAGCUGCUGCCAAUGGGUUGGUGGAUGUGAUGGCUUCUGGAAUGGCUGCCGUUCGCCACCUGGAAGAGUUUGUCGCGGUUUCUGCAAUCCAUGUGACUGGAGUGGUGUCAGUGGAAGAAUUGGAGCAACGCCUGAAGGGGGAAGUGGAACGAAUUGUUGAGAAGCAAAGGCGGAGCAGUCAGAAAUUGGCAAAGGAUUUGGAAGGGGCAUAUGCAGAGUGUGCUGCGAUUCUCAAGGAGACACUAGAGAAGGUUGAGAAAGGGUGA
Molecule: messenger RNA, 1638 nt
Organism: Closterium sp. Naga37s-1
Lineage: Eukaryota; Viridiplantae; Streptophyta; Zygnematophyceae; Desmidiales; Closteriaceae
Source: the annotation of a GenBank genome assembly